This is a messenger RNA of Amphibalanus amphitrite, 2086 nucleotides long. Its product is annotated as carboxypeptidase B-like. Gene Ontology annotation, molecular function: metallocarboxypeptidase activity; zinc ion binding. The record is from RefSeq and is a predicted model, not a curated record. NCBI's taxonomy places the organism in Eukaryota, Metazoa, Arthropoda, Thecostraca, Balanomorpha, Balanidae. Gene Ontology annotation, biological process: proteolysis. The coding region runs from base 58 to 1500 and encodes 480 amino acids. The transcript has 2 exons.
GGCAGCGCGGCCCGACGGCAGGCGCAGAGAGCUGACGGCCGCGGCGACGGCAGCACCAUGCGGUCACAGCGGUGCGCGCGGCUCCAGCUCCUCGUGAUGUGGCUGGUGACAGCGGCCAGCACCGCCGAACAGAGGAAGACCUACGACGGACACCGCGUGUACGAUGUGGCCGUGGCCAACCGGAGCCAGGCCUCGCAGAUCCGGCAGCUGGUUGACGACGGUGGCUUCGAGCUGUGGGACGACAAAGGAGGCUCGUCCGGCUGGUUGCAGGUCCAGGUCGGACCCGACGACGUCCCACGACUGGAGAGCGCCCUCAACACCAGCGAGGUGCCGUUCCGACUCCGAAUAGCCGACGUCCAGAGCAUCAUCGACUCGCAGCAGUCGGAGAAUGAGGCUCACCGCGCCGGAGGCCGCGCAAAAGAUCUCCUGAGAGACGGUUCAGGAAACUCCAGUAGCCGUGCCAUGCGAAAACUGAACGCCUUCCCGGGUUUCGGCACCAACGCCGACAAUCGAAGAGGCCGUCUGGACAGCGGAAGUGACAGAGACGGCGCUGAAUUAGAAACCAACAGCAUCUACGAUGAAGAAGACGAUGACUCUGAUAUCGACGGGUUCAACCUGGGCGCCUACCACCGUUUCUCCGACAUCGAGGCGCUGCUGCGGCGACUGCCAACGCGGUUCCCCGACCACAUCACCCUGCACGUGAUCGGUCGGACCCACGAGGGACGACCUCUGUACCUAGUACGGCUGAGGGAGGACGUCAGCGCGCCGGCCACCAAGCCAGUGAUGUGGAUUGACUGCGGCGUGCACGCACGAGAGUGGAUCUCGCCGGCCAUCUGUCUGUACACCAUCGGCCGUCUGCUGGCUGGCGACCAGGGCUGGCUAACCAAGUACGACUGGCACCUAGUGCCAGUGAUGAAUCCGGAUGGCUACGAGUAUUCGCACACGCAUGAUCGUCUCUGGCGCAAGAACCGACGUCCAGUCAACUACUGCACUGGUGUGGAUCUCAACCGAAACUUCGCGGCGCGCUGGGGCACGUUCGGCGUGACGUUUCUCGAGUGCGGCCUAACGUUCCCCGGCUACCGGCCGUUCUCAGAGCUCGAGAGUCGCGCCGUGCGUGACGCCGUGCUCCGCGACCGGCGCCGUAUCGCCGCCUUCAACUCGAUCCACUCGUACGGCCAGCUGUGGCUGCUGCCCUACGGCUACAGCUGGUUCGCCAGCAAGGACAUCGGACGUCAGCGCCGCGUGGGACGCGCCGCCACGCGCGCCAUGCGUGCCGUCAACGGCGUGCCGUACCGGUACGGCAUCUCGUCGCGCGUGCUGUACCUGGACAGUGGUACCAGUACCGACUGGGCGUACCGCGCCGGCGUUCGGCACAGCGUGGCCAUCGAGGCGCGCGACAAGGGCUUCUACGGGUUCCUGCUGCCGCCGCGCCUCAUCCUGCCGACGGCUCGCGAGGUCUGGGCCGGUCUGGCCCAGCAGGCAAGGAUGCUGGCCCGCUGAGCCCCACAUCAUGUCACCAGUCAGCAAGUCCGGUCAGCAGUCAGCAGGAUCAACCAACAGCCAGCAGAGCAGUUUGCGCUCAGCGGUGGAGCUAACGCAUUCAAUAUCAAUGCUGAGCUCACUCUGCCCUUACAAAAAGAGCGUUAUCUAUGUGUACACGAUCGCGGUGAGACGAUCUCAUCGAAAACAGGUUUAGUGCGGCUCAGAAACGGGUCAACCUUCAGAGUUUGGUAGCUCAGUGAGUUCCAGCGGACUCUGUCAAUUUAACCCGCCCAUAAUGCGCUCGACACUUGCCAUCUAGUUGUAGCCGGUGUCCGUUGAGUCUCGAACGCCACGAAAGCUCACAAUGGCCGUCCUCAGGGUAUGGUCUGCGACCAUAGCGAAGAGCGCUACGUCUCAGAAGGCGGCGCUUUGUCUCUAGUCAGCGUCGAAAAGCAUGUGACCGGUGAUGUCACAGGCCUGUGGUUUGUGACCGACCCGUUCGCAUUCUGUUCUCAAUGUGUCAAUACAUGUGUUAUGUACGUAUAUUCAAUACUGUAUAACUCAACAAAUGGUCAUGCAAUCUAUAUGACUGACCAAAAGAAAA